AUGCACAAAAGAAAAGAGUUUCAAUUAGACAAGCUCAGCUUAAGAGCUAGCCGUUCAACUACAAACUUAGGCCAAAUAGAAAGGCCUGUAAUAAAAAGGUUCACGCUUAUACAAAGAAGCCCGAGUAGCCCUAACAGCCCUGUCAACAAAAAUUGGGAGGAUGCUUCUGAUUCUUCUUAUAAAAAUAAGGGGUUUAGCAAUAACUUGGAUAUAGAGCCAAUUAAUUCUAAUUGUGAAAACAAUUUCUGCGAAGAAGAUUCAUUGGUUAGAGACCUUGUUGAACUGAUGGAACAAACUAAAGAUCAAAUAAAAGAAAAGCAGCAGCCAGUGAAAAAAGCCAGCAGAGUUUCAAAACAAACUAACAAAGUCCAAAGCCAAAAGGAACUGAUUAAUUUAUCCACUGGUUUUAAGAUAAGAACAAAGGUUCUUUCACCCCAAAUAAUACUUAUUCCAGCUAAUAUUAAAAAAAAAAUUAUAUAAAAUUGAUAAUUUAUAUAAUUUUGAUUUAUUAGCUAAAUAAUUAUUUAAAAAUUGUAUUAAUAUUAAAAUUAUAAUUGUUGAUAGCAUUCUUCUGUAAUGAACUGGCUUAUUAAGAGAGUUAGAAGAUCAAGUGUAAAAAAAGAAAACGAAAAAAGAUGAAAUUUGGUUCAUUAA
Blepharisma stoltei is the source of this 654-nucleotide messenger RNA. The record is from the annotation of a GenBank genome assembly. NCBI's taxonomy places the organism in Eukaryota, Ciliophora, Heterotrichea, Heterotrichida, Blepharismidae.